Gorilla gorilla gorilla (western lowland gorilla) is the source of this 3267-nucleotide messenger RNA. It is a transcript of the gene TMEM14C, whose product is annotated as transmembrane protein 14C. Gene Ontology annotation, cellular component: mitochondrial membrane. The transcript is spliced from 6 exons. Bases 2468 to 2806 code for a protein of 112 amino acids. Lineage: Eukaryota; Metazoa; Chordata; Mammalia; Primates; Hominidae. Gene Ontology annotation, biological process: regulation of heme biosynthetic process. The record is from RefSeq and is a predicted model, not a curated record.
ACUUGGUUUCUUUUCCACGUGGAGGGAGCUUUGUUCUUUUCCUUUUUUGCAAUAAAUGUUACUGCUGCUCAGUGUUUAGGUCCGCUGCUGUCUUUACGAGUAAUAACGCUCACUAUGAAGGUCUGUGGUUUCGUUCCCAAAGCUAGGGAGAUCUAGGAUCCCACCGGGAGGAUCAAACAAUUCCAGACGCACUGCCUUUAGGAACUUUCACAUUCACCACAAAGAUCUGCAGCUUCGCUCCUUGAGCCAGUGGGACCGCAAACCCACCAGAAGAAAAACUCCCUGAAUACUUCCAAACAUCGGAAGAAAAACUCCAGAUACACUGCUUUUAAGAACUGUAACACUCAUCGCGACGGUUUGUGGGUCUGUGGCUUCAUUCCCGAAGUCAGUAAGACCAAGAACCCACCAGUUUUGGACACACUGGCACGUUGUGACCUCUCACCAUCUCUACUAAAAAUAACGAAAAUUAGCCAGGCAGCCGGGGGUGGUUUUACAAGCCUAUAAUCCCAGCUACUCAGGCAGCUGAGGCAGGAGAAUAAAUUGAACAUGGGAGUCAGAGGUAGUGGUGAGACAAGAUUAUACGCUGCACUCCAGCGUGGGCAAUAGAGUGAGACCACAUCAAAAAAAAAAACUUCGCUGGAAUUCGCUUUAUUCAGUGACAAUUAUAUUGGUCAGAUUUGUGUAUGUUGAUACUUGGGGAUGGAGAGGGAGAAGUCAGCGAUGACAGCAAAUUUUAGUGUAGAGCAACUAAGAGAAUGGUGGUGCAGGAAACGGAAUACGAGUGACUCCAAGUGGGAAUGGAGAUAACAUGCUGUGGAUAUUUUGGGUCCACAGAGCUGGGUAAAAAUCAGGUUUAACUUACUCCCCAUCCCCCUUUAAGAUGCUUCUCAAGCAGCCUCACUCCCUAAAACAAACGGAUACUUGGUUUUGAGCCACAUUAUUCUGCAGCCCCCGUAUUUUCUUCCAGGCAGGCCCUUCCUGGUGUAGACAAACAAGAUCGGGCUUGAGUGACACUCCUCCCUGAUGGCCUGCAUCUGGUUUAUACCCUGUAACUUGUUCCUCUAUUAAUGGGGUCUUUCAAAAUCCAGCCUCAGAUGCCCUGGUCCCGCAGCGGUGGCCUCACCUCUGGCGUGGCCGAGCUCACGUGGUCCAGCUUGUGCAAGUCCCAGGUCCUACUCCGGGUUUCCUGCUUUUGGCCACUCAGGAUUGGACCUGGGACUGAUACUGGUCGGCCCUGCAGGCGCUGCGGACAGCGGAAGCACAGAGAUUCCCCGCCCCGUUCCCUGACUCGGGAGCUCGCCGCGAUGCCCCGCCCCACUCCCCACCCGCUGAAUGCAGGGCGCGUGCUGCUACUCGGCGGCUCAAGCCCCGCCCGCACCGUCCCCAUUCUCUGACCGCUCCUCUCCCGGUACACUGCGCAGGCACCACAGAGCCGCGCCCCUCUCCUCUCCCCGCCACCGGGACGGAGAGCGCGCGCCGCUGCAUUUCCGGCGACACCUCGCUGUCAUUCCUGCGGCUUGCGCGCCCUUGUAGACAGCCGGGGCCUUCGUGAGACCGGUGCGAGUAUUUGGGGAUUAUUCUUAUUAUUUUCUGCCACUUUUAACUUUUAGGGAUUAUUUAGGAGUUUCACGGCCGUCUGCUUUUCGUCACCCCGAUUCAGCGGGCCUUCAGGCCGUGUGGUCGGUGCUUUUCUCGUUGGGUAUUUUCUGCUUUUCUUAAAAGAAGUUGUGGAUGCGCGGAGCCCCUGAGCUCCUGAGGCAAAGGCUUACCCUUGUAGCAUAGUGUUGCCUCGUUUCUUGGUGAUUUUCUUGCUCCAUCUCUUUAAAAGCCUCCCUUACUCGGUGCCGCCUCGAGUUAAGAACUGUGGGCAAGAUCCCAAGCCCGCUGCCCAUCCCUGUUUUAUGGAAACUUAAUUCUUUCUUUGUCCUUGAGGAAGGGACUCUCUCUGUCGCCCAUGCUUGAGUGCAGUUGCCUGAAUAUGUCUCAUUGCAGCCUCUGCCUCUUGGGCUCAAGCUAUCCUCCCACUUCAGCCUCCCAAGUAGCUGGGAUUUACAGGCGCAUAUCACCAUGCGCGAUUAAUUUUUUUAUAUUUUUUAGUAGACAAUGGGUUUCACUAUGUUGGCCAUGCUAGUCUUGAACUCCUAACCCCAGGUGAUCCGCCCGCCUCGGCCUCCUAAAGUACUGGGAUGACAGGCGUGAGCCACUGCGCUUGGCCUAAUUCUUUAAACAGAAUAAACGGGGUAUGCAUUGCUUUCAUCUUGUUAGGCUCACUGGAUACAGGAUACUUUCUGUAAGAAAAUAGAAGCUGUUUUUCCAAGGGUGCAGUGUCACAUGUGAAUAUGACCAGUGUUUCCGUAUAUUUUAUCCUCCCCUUCUGCCCUCCUAACAAGAACUGUGAGUUGGACGCAGAAGUUUCUAAAAAAGUGCAGGCCUGGGGUAGUCUCCUGUCUGGACAGAGAAGAGAAAAAUGCAGGACACGGGCUCAGUAGUGCCUUUGCAUUGGUUUGGCUUUGGCUACGCAGCACUGGUUGCUUCUGGUGGGAUCAUUGGCUAUGUAAAAGCAGGCAGCGUGCCGUCCCUGGCUGCAGGGCUGCUCUUUGGCAGUCUAGCCGGCCUGGGUGCUUACCAGCUGUCUCAGGAUCCAAGGAACAUUUGGGUUUUCCUAGCUACUUCUGGUACCUUGGCUGGCAUUAUGGGAAUGAGGUUCUACCACUCUGGAAAAUUCAUGCCUGCAGGUUUAAUUGCAGGUGCCAGUUUGCUGAUGGUCGCCAAAGUUGGAGUUAGUAUGUUCAACAGACCCCAUUAGCAGAAGUCAUGUUCCAGCUUAGACUGAUGAAGAAUUAAAAAUCUGCAUCUUCCACUAUUUUCAAUGUAUUAAGAGAAAUAAGUGCAGCAUUUUUGCAUCUGACAUUUUACCUAAAAAAAAAGACACCAAACUUGGCAGAGAGGUGGAAAAUCAGUCAUGAUUACAACCCUACAGAGGUGGCAAGUAUGUAACACAAGAGCUUAAUAAGACCCUCAUAGAGCUCGAUUCUUGUAUAUUGAUGUUAUCUUUUCUUUCUGUGUCUGUAGGUAAAUCUCAAGGGUAAAAUGUUAGGUGUCAGCUUUCAGGGCUCUGAAACCCCAUUCCCUACUCUGAGGAACAGUGUGAAAAAAAAUCUCUUAGGAGAUUUAGAAUAUCUGUUCUUUUGCUCAUCUUAGACCACAGACUGACUUUGAAAUUAUGUUAAGUGAAAUAUCAAUGAAAAUAAAGUUUACUAUAAAUAA